GGGGGCGCCAAAUCUCCACAUCAACGCAAUAACAAGUGUAACACGCCAAACAUGACGUUUCCCCGAUGCUGGAUGUUUUUCUUAUCAGCCGCAUCACUCUCGGAUUGGAGCGAGCCAACAUCCUGACACUGUUCCCCCAGUUUGCCGAGUACCUCCGCCAUUGAAGUCCAUCCCCCGGUUGUAGUCGGAUCCCGACCGAUGAGGCGGCAUGAGAGGCCUCUUCAGCUGACGUGACUCCGUGUCUCCUCGCGGCUCGGAUGAAGUGACCUGAACUCCGCGCCCUCCGCAGUCCUGAACGGGCACCUGCGCUGAGCGGGCGGCGGAGCGCACCGCACGCUUGAUCGGAGGACUCGAGAGGUGGUUUUUCGGUCUGGCGCCGCCUCCCCCUGGAGCCGGCGUGCGCUCCCAGCAGCCCGUGGUGCCCUGUGCCCCGCCCUCGCCCUCGCUGCCCGCCAGAGUCCAUGUGCCGGGAGGAGGUACGGUUUGUCCGCCAGGAGCCAUGUGCCUCCCGCACACCAACAACAUGGACAGCAAGCUACAGGGGGCGGGGCCAGGGGGUGGCGCAUCACUUCGAUCCCGAGGUGGAGGCGUUCCACUCGAGCCCUUCAUGCACCAGGUGGGGGGUCACACCAGCAUGAUGCGCUACGACGACCACACGGUUUGCAAGCCUCUGAUCAGCAGGGAGCAGCGCUUUUAUGAAUCUCUGCCUCCGGAGAUGAAGGAGUUCACCCCCGAGUACAAAGGCGUGGUGUCGGUGUGCUUCGAGGGCGACUCUGACGGCUACAUCAACCUGGUGGCCUACCCGUACGGCGAGAGCCACAACGCCGAGGCGGGAGCCGGCGAGCACGAGGAGCGCGAGCCGGCCGAGCGGGAGCAGCCGCGGCGGAAGCACUCCCGCCGCAGCCUCCACCGCUCCUCCUCGUCCUCCGAGCACAAGGACGAACGCGGCGAGCGGCGGGACGCGCACGACGCGGAACCCGCUGAGAAUAACCCGGCCGAGCUGAAGAGUCCGAAGUCGGAGCAGAAGAUCCACCCGGACCUGCCCUUCCAGAUGCUGGACUGGAACAGCGGGCUGAGCUCGGAGAAGAUCGGCCACAACCCCUGGAGCCUCCGCUGCCACAAGCAGCAGCUCAGCCGCAUGCGCUCCGAGUCCAAAGACCGCAAGCUCUUCAAGUUCCUGUUGCUGGAGAACGUGGUCCACCACUUCUCCUACCCGUGCAUCCUCGACCUGAAGAUGGGCACCCGGCAGCACGGCGACGACGCCUCCGAGGAGAAGGCGGCCAGGCAGAUGAAGAAGUGCGAGCAGAGCACCUCGGCGACGCUGGGGGUGCGCCUGUGCGGCAUGCAGGUUUACCAGCUGAACACGGGCCACUACCUCUGCCGGAACAAGUACUACGGGCGCGGCCUGUCCGCCGAGGGAUUCGGCCAGGCCCUGCAGCAGUACAUGCACAACGGGCGGGGCCUGAGGCGGGACCUCUUCGAGCCCGUCCUCCACAAGCUGCGCAGCCUCAAGGCGGUGCUGGAGCGCCAGGCGUCCUACCGCUUCUACUCGUCCUCGCUGCUCAUCAUCUACGAGGGAAAGAAACCCGAGUCUCCUGCUGGUUUGAACUCUGGGCAGCUUGUCAGCAGGCAGAAGACUCCCGGGGCCCCCGAGGAGUCCCACUGCGGUAAUCCCGGACCCCUCGCGCUACCACCGCCUGCACCUACGGCAGGCGACACCCCCGGCGCCGACGACCCUCCGUCCCAUCCGGACUCCUCUUCCUGCCCUGCGCCCGCCUUGUCCCCCCUGCCUCCGCCCCCCUCCGCCCCCUCGCCCCAGCGGAAGCAGCAGCCCCCCCUGGUGGACGUUCGCAUGAUCGACUUCGCCCACUCCACCUUCAAGGGUUUCCGUGGCGACACGGCGAUCCACGAAGGGCCCGACCGAGGCUACGUGCUGGGCCUGGAGAGCCUGAUCAGGAUCCUAGAAGGUCUGCGGGCCGAAAGCCUGCAGUGAACACUCGGGACGAAAUACGGAAGUUGACGUUUCCAUCCCGCACCGCGCGCACCACCGCACACUCUACACCUUGCAGUGUCGCCAUGGCAACACCUGUUACUAUAACAACAGCCAGGAUGCGGGACGGUGGCGAGUGGACAAACUCUUGAGGCUCAAUGCGCGCGCGCGCACACACACUCAAACAAACCCCUUUUACACUGCCUCUGACGCGACAAUUUUGCGGAAGAAUGAAAGAAGCUGGAUUUUUUUUCUGCCUGUUUUGUAUAAACAGCCCCAACCUCGCCUGGCAAUUUUCAGCCUUCAGGGUUAGUAGCAGAGCUGUUUAUUCAAAAAAUGAAAAAAAUGAAAAAACGCUGGGCCAGUGGAACGAGGAUGUGAAUCUUCAGCCACUCGGCACAGACGGCUGUUGACAUAUCCCGUUUUUUUUGGAGUGCGGAUAAAUUCGGGAUCUGCUGUUACGUCUUUGCGAUCGCUCAGUGGGGGAAAAAAAGCCCCUUACACACAGCCAGCCUUUUUGACAGGGGUGUGAAUUUUUACAGCCGACACUCACUUCUCCCGCCUGGUUGUCGCUGCCAGAUGCUCGGCGACGAAGUCAUCUAACCAUCUGAUUGUGGGUUAGCGUGUGGCGUUGUCACAUUUAUCCCGCUUUGAAAUUUUGAAUGGCUUCGGCCGUUUUGCGAGACCUUAACCCUUUCACACAGAUGCGCUUGGAUGGGGACACGGAAUAGGGCGACGAAGGCGACCCUCGAAUUUUCCAUCUUUCGAGGUAGUACCAAAGGUAGAGCGCGGACAGUAUGUGUAAUUAUUAUUUUUUUUUUUGCGGGAAGCCGUGUCGUGGCGAUAUCUAAUCUUGGCCGAGUUCUGUGUGAAAGCCACAGGCAGAUACCGUGUCCAAUCUUCUCUUACCGUUUUUCUUCGGAUCCCUGCGUGAAAUGGCGGUCAGUGCUGUCAAUCAAAUUCCUCUUGCCGCCUCAUUACCGUGGAAAUGUUGCAGGGGGCAUCUUUUAAAGCGAUAGCCUUUUUUUUUUUCUUGCUUUUUCUUCAGCAGGACAGAAGGGCAACAUCGUCCCCCGGGGACGCUAAUGCGCAGGUGCACCCGACGAGUAGACCUCGUGGCGAGUUCUGUGCUUUGUGCUCAUUUUAAAAGAUGAAUAAUUGUCACUAGUUUGUGUCAUUGAGAAACAUUACGCUCAUGAUUCCUUUUCUAGUCGCGUUUUCCAUCCUGCCGCACAUAAAUGUGCACUUCGUGUAGUAUUCCCUGCUGGUGGAUGUCAUUUUAUUUACAGUAUAGCCAUCUACUCUCCAAUUUACUCAUUUUACACAUUAAAAAAAAAAAAAGCACAUCACCGGUGUAAAAUCCUCUUUAAAAUGUGUCAUUUUAUUGUUGAGCUGAUCUUAUCGGACCUGCCAAUUCUCUCAGUCACGUACACGCCCCGCUUGAAGCGACAUUUCCUGGUCCCGUCAUCACAUGCUCGUCUCUGGGACCAAUCAGAUGUGAGCAUCUGAGGCCAUACACGCGCCCCCAAUUUUAUUGGCCCCCAAUAAAAAAAAAAAAAUUAAAAAAAAAAGGCAAAUGUUUUAUUUUUGGGGGUUUAUUGAGGUGAUAAUUUAUUUUUUUAUUGUACCUUUUACCUGCCUGGUUGAAUGUCUUUUACGUGUCUCUCCCAAAGUGUUAAAAAAAGAGAUGAUAUACUCACAGAGUCACAUUUGAGGGGACUAUUUAGCAGUAUUCUCUUCUUCGUACUGGUCUGACACUCCAUCCAAACACUGGCUGUGCGUGUGUUUGUAGUGUCCCAUCACCUUUUGAACGCAGGCUCGGGUAGCAUUUGAUGCACUUGUAAAAACAGUCCGUUGAUUUCUUGUGGCCCUUGUAGGACUUUUUGGAAGGGCCGAGGCCCCCCACCCCGCUUUCAGGCGUCGCAUGAGCCGCCCUCCCCUACACACCUGGAUGUUGUCAUGGAUAUAUAUUACUUGCAUUUAUUUUCUACAGCUGACACAAUCCCUAACUGUUUGGUAGAACAGUGACCGUGAGAUUAAAACUUUCCAGAUGG
Messenger RNA from Phycodurus eques (leafy seadragon), 4044 nucleotides. RefSeq names its product inositol hexakisphosphate kinase 1 (gene ip6k1). The record is from RefSeq and is a predicted model, not a curated record. Lineage: Eukaryota; Metazoa; Chordata; Actinopteri; Syngnathiformes; Syngnathidae. Gene Ontology annotation, molecular function: inositol hexakisphosphate kinase activity. Gene Ontology annotation, cellular component: cytoplasm; nucleus. The coding region runs from base 500 to 1993 and encodes 497 amino acids. The transcript has 10 exons. Gene Ontology annotation, biological process: inositol phosphate biosynthetic process; phosphatidylinositol phosphate biosynthetic process.